AUGCUGCGACUAGUGCGAUCUUCCCGAGCGUUCCACACCUCUCUCAUCAGAGCCGGAACCCAGGCCAACAUCAACCCUGUGGCCGGCAAGACCGCCGACGAGGUGGACGUGAAGAUCGAGCCCAUUCCCCGACACGGAGAGGAGACUGAGACCAAGCGAGCCCGUCUGCUGUACCAGAGCCGAAAGCGAGGCAUUCUCGAAACCGACCUGCUGCUGUCGCGAUACGCCAAGCUGUAUCUCAAGGACAUGACCCGGGAGGAGCUGGAGGAGUACGACAAGCUGCUGGAUGAGCCCGACUGGGACAUUUUCUACUGGGCCACCCGAAACGACAACAUCAAGCCCUGUCCCGAGCGAUGGGCCAAGAGCCCGGUCAUGGAGAAGCUCCGAGAGCUGGCCGAGAACAAGGAGCGGGAGGUGCUGCGAAUGCCCGAUUUGUAA
Messenger RNA from Yarrowia lipolytica CLIB122, 438 nucleotides. RefSeq lists its product as uncharacterized. NCBI's taxonomy places the organism in Eukaryota, Fungi, Ascomycota, Dipodascomycetes, Dipodascales. Gene Ontology annotation, cellular component: mitochondrion. The record is from RefSeq and is a predicted model, not a curated record. Gene Ontology annotation, biological process: protein-FAD linkage; mitochondrial electron transport, succinate to ubiquinone; tricarboxylic acid cycle.